CUUUGCAGAUGGACUUCAUGGAUCAAGAUGAUAGUUGGAAUCUUGUUAAAAGUGCCGCAUUUGCAAAUGAAGCAUUACCAUCCGAGUACAAGAAUAUUGGGAAACAAAUCGUAGAUGAAUGUCACGGGUUACCACUAACUAUUGUUGUGGUUGCUGGGCUUCUCAAAUCUAAAAGGGCAAUAGAAGAUUGGAAAAGUGUUGCAAAAGAUGUCAAGUCGUUUGUCACAAAUGAUGCUGAUGAACGAUGUUUACGUGUGCUUGGGUUGAGUUAUAAUCACCUGACCAAUGAUCUAAAAACGUGUCUUCUGUAUUUUGAAAUUUUUCCGGAAGAAGCAGAGAUUCUAGUGAAUCAUUUGAUGAGGAUAUGGAUGGCUGAGGGGUUCCUGAAUUUGGAAAAUGACUUGGGAGAAGAGGCUGAGAAGUGUUUGCAGCAUCUCGUCAAUAGAAGUCUAGUUCUUGUCUGCAAGAAAAGUCGAGAUGAAACAAAAAUUAGAUCAUGUAAGGUUCAAGAUCUAAUAUACGACCUGUGCUUGAGAGAAUUUCAAAGGGGAAACGUUCGUUCAAAAUUCCAAUCUAUUUGUAUUUCAACUGUUAUUCACCAAUCACAGCUUAUUCCUUUCAAAUUACUCAGAGUCUUGGACUUGAGUGACGUGAGGAUUGAUGUUUUCCCUGUAGAGAUACCUAGCCUCAUCUGGUUGAGGUACCUAUCAUUGCGCUGCCGUGAGAAUUUAGACAUACCUCCAGAAAUUUGCAGGUUAUGGAAUCUGCAGACAUUCAUUGUUCAAGGGCCUAUUCGAUCAGUAAUAACUAUAAAUUUUCCUGAGGAAAUUUGGGGACUAAAGCAAUUAAGGCAUCUCAAAGUGAGCAAAUUUUAUCUGCCAAAACCCCCAACCGUAUCUUCUGACAAAGGGAGUUACGCGGGGUUUUCAAACAUACAAACUGCUUCUUACUUGUCUUCCUGCAGGAAGGAGGUUAUUUUGGGGAUUCAGAAUGUUAAAAAAUUAGGAAUCACUAAAAACUAUCUUUGGAACUAUGAGCUUCUCAACAAUCUUGUCUAUCUCCAGCAACUGGAAAUAUUGAGUCUUAUAUGUGUUUCCUAUAGCCAUGUGUCAUUGAUCAUUCCAAGUGCAAAAGCAUUUCCAGCAACGCUCAAGAAGUUGAAGUUGUAUAGAACUCAUCUAGAUUGGUCGUACUUGGACAACAUAACUGAGUUGCCUAACCUUGAGGUGCUGAAGCUGAUGGAUGAUGCUUGCGAUGGCGUAGAAUGGCAUCCAACUGUUAGGGGAUUUACUCGAUUGAAGUUUUUGUUAAUUGAAAAUAAUGAUCUCAAGUACUGGAAAGCCACAGAUGACAAUUUCCCUGUCCUUGAGCGUCUCGUGCUUAGCAAUUUAUAUUAUUUGGAAGAGAUACCCAUUGAGUUUGCAGAUAUCCACACACUACAACUGAUUGAGUUAACAAUGUGUCUUCCCGAACUUGGUAAAUCUGCUGCACAAAUUCAACAAGAGCAAGAAGACCUCGGAAACAACCCCGUGGAUGUUCGUAUCUCCCAUCCAUAUACCCGCACAGUAAAACUGAUUGAGUUAAAACGCUCUCUUCCCCAACUUGAGGAAUCUGCUGCAUGAAUUCAACAAGAACAAGAAGACCUCGGAAACAACCCUGUGGAUGUUCGUAUUUCCAAUCCAUGGAUGCUCCUCCAGUCACUACAUCAAAAUUACGAUGAUGACGAUACUGAAGAUUCAGAUGCUGAUGCUGUGGAAGAUGAUGAUAAUUAAGAUCGUUGAUUGUUAUCUGUUCAGAAUAACCUGUAAUGAAAAGGGAAACUGUAGAUUAACAACUUGAUACUGUUAUAGACUGUUGAUGCUAGUUCAGCACACUAUGUUUUUCAUAAAUGUAAAGUUUAUUUCAUUCUU
Molecule: messenger RNA, 1910 nt
Organism: Capsicum annuum
Lineage: Eukaryota; Viridiplantae; Streptophyta; Magnoliopsida; Solanales; Solanaceae
Product: putative late blight resistance protein homolog R1B-14
Exons: 3
Coding region: 9-1622 (537 amino acids)
Biological process (GO): protein folding
Molecular function (GO): ADP binding; alpha-tubulin binding
Source: RefSeq, a predicted model, not a curated record